AUGGUUUCGAAAACCACGCGAGUUGCUACUGCAGUAGCAAGAAAGGCAGCUGCACGCAUGUGUGCAGCCGGAGAGAGUACCUCUCACACCUCAGCAGCAGGUGAUUCGUCGCCUGCUGCUAUGAACAGUCCACGUGGUGAGUCAUCACGUGCGACAGGUACACUCGCUGCGUCUGCAGCGGGUACCGCGAAUCGUAAUCUAGAUGAUCCUUUGAUAGAGCUCAUCUAUUCUGGCGAGUCAGGUGAUGUAUCCGACUCGAAGGCGACACCUCACGCUUCUGGAUCACCGGGGCGGACGCUGCAAGAGCCAGGUUGA
Peronospora matthiolae is the source of this 315-nucleotide messenger RNA. The record is from the annotation of a GenBank genome assembly. Lineage: Eukaryota; Oomycota; Peronosporomycetes; Peronosporales; Peronosporaceae.